Molecule: messenger RNA, 800 nt
Organism: Tilletiopsis washingtonensis
Lineage: Eukaryota; Fungi; Basidiomycota; Exobasidiomycetes; Entylomatales
Exons: 3
Coding region: 95-757 (220 amino acids)
Biological process (GO): mRNA splicing, via spliceosome
Cellular component (GO): U4/U6 x U5 tri-snRNP complex; spliceosomal complex
Molecular function (GO): zinc ion binding; nucleic acid binding
Source: RefSeq, a predicted model, not a curated record
CUCUCCACCACAUCCUCCCUCGUCCUCUCUUGCACUCUCGCCCAGCUCUGCCUCCAUCACGCCGCCGCAGCAGCAGCCUGCACACCUCAUCAUCAUGCCGAAAGCAGCAGCAGGCGGCGGCGCCGGCGUCGGCCCGUCGCGGCGCACGUGGGACAAGCAGGAGUACAUGGAAAAGGCAAAGAGCCGCGACGACGAGGACCGGGAGCGGGCAAAGGAGAACCAGGAGCGCCUGCUGAAGGGCAAGAAGCCAGCGCGACGCAGAGAGGAACUGCCAAAGGCCACCGAGUCGCUCAAGGCGCGCGAGAACCCGCUUGAGCUCGACAAGAAUGUCGGCAAGACACUCAUGGUCGACGUGGUGGGCGAGGGAGGCGGGCGGCGCGGCCCGGGCUACUACUGCGAGAUCUGCAAGCGGACGUGCAAGGACAGCAUUGGCUAUCUGGACCACAUCAACGGCCGCAUGCAUCUGCGCCGCAUCGGGCAGACUACGCAAGUGGCGCGCUCGACGCUCGACGAGGUGCGCGAGGCACUGGCACAGCUGCGCGCCGAGACGGCCGCCGGCGCUUCGCGGGCAGAGACGUACGACUUUGAGGCGCGCCUGGCAGCCAUUGCACAGGCGCAGCAGGAGGAGAAGGAGCGGCGCAAGCGGCAGCGCCGCGAGGCAAAGGAGCGCAAGAAGGCAGCGCCGCUGCCGCAGACGGACGAGGACGCAGCGAUGGCGGCCAUGAUGGGCUUCGGCUCGUUCGGCACCAAGCGGUGACACACAGACAAACGACGACGCAAUACCAGACUCUAGACAUUAG